CUAACCCUACGUUGGCUCCAUAUUUUUAUUUAUUGAUUCUUGACAAUCAAUCAAUAACUCCAUUGAGACAGCAGCGCCAUGGAACCACGAAAAAUGUUAUAUUGUGGCAUUUGCUCAAUGCCCCCAGAGUACUGCGAAUUUAGCGGCACACAAGAAAAAUGCAAAGAGUGGCUUAAACUCCACCAUGAAGACGUGUACGAUGACAUGUACAGCGUGCAAGAUGUCGGCCAAGGCGUCGAAAAAGUUUCUCUGGAGGAUGCGUCCGGUGAAAAGCGAUCGGACCGUACACUGGUCAAGGACAAGUCGGCCAAAUUGGAAGCUAAACUGGAACGUGAAAAUAAGAAAAAGAUGUCAUCUCGUGUGAUUAUCAAGCGCGUGGAAAGAACAAAGAGAAAAUGUGUUACCACCAUUCACGGUUUGGAUAUUUUCGAUGUCGAUUUGAAAAAGGCGGCAAAAAUGUUUGCCAACAAAUUUGCAUGUGGUUCCUCAGUCGCCAAGAACAACCAGAAUCAGGAUGAAAUUGUUGUUCAGGGUGAUUUCUCGGACGAGUUAUUCGAUCUUAUUCUUGCCAACUGGUCUCAGGUACCCGAGGAUAACAUUGAUAUCGUAGAGGAAAAGAAGAAGAAGGGUGGCAAUUAAUAAAAAGAUGACCAACUGAUCCAUGUAUCAAGGUGCUUGUUGUUGUUUUCUCCUUCUCCCUAAUUUGGCGGUCGAAAAUAGCUGGUCUCCUUAUGUUAAUAG
Molecule: messenger RNA, 741 nt
Organism: Radiomyces spectabilis
Lineage: Eukaryota; Fungi; Mucoromycota; Mucoromycetes; Mucorales; Radiomycetaceae
Product: mitochondrial translation initiation factor
Exons: 7
Coding region: 79-639 (186 amino acids)
Biological process (GO): formation of translation preinitiation complex; translation reinitiation
Molecular function (GO): translation initiation factor activity; mRNA binding
Source: RefSeq, a predicted model, not a curated record